Messenger RNA from Scophthalmus maximus (turbot), 1709 nucleotides. RefSeq names its product emerin (Emery-Dreifuss muscular dystrophy) (gene emd). The transcript is spliced from 8 exons. The coding region runs from base 16 to 687 and encodes 223 amino acids. NCBI's taxonomy places the organism in Eukaryota, Metazoa, Chordata, Actinopteri, Pleuronectiformes, Scophthalmidae. The record is from RefSeq and is a predicted model, not a curated record.
CACAGCAGACGUGUCAUGGUGGGCAGCGCACAGGUCACCAGCGACAUACUGCGGAACCCCAGAGGCAGAGCUGCGUCAAGUGACGUCCACAAUCAGUGCCGCGGGUCACGCCUACUGCUCGGCCCGUUCUGCCCAGCUUCCUCCAAGCUCCGCGCCUCAGCCACUGUUUCUGCAAAGAACUGUUUUAUCGUUUUUUCUGAGAUGUCAUUAAGUGAGAAAAGUGAUGAGGAGAUCAGCAAGUUGCUUGCUGAAUAUGGCAUUAAACACGGACCCAUAGUAGGCUCUACUCGGAAGCUGUACGAGAAGAAGCUUGAAAAUGCCAUGGAGAAGACUCCAGCCAAAUCCUCCUCUGAUAAGACCUACUACAGAGAGGAAGAAGAGGAGAUUACCUACAUCACAUACCACAGUCCAGUUAGACAUGAGGGUUCUGCAGACAUGCUGAAACGAAGAGGCAAUGCUGAGCAAGAUGACGACGAGGAAUCAGACCAAGAUACAGAGCCCGCUAUCCAGAUGACUAACAGAACGGCCAAUCACAGUGCAGUGCGAUACAAGGAGCCUGUCAGGAAGUCUGGAGGCAUCAUGUGGAAGGUGAUUCGCCUGCUGCUGUUAGCUGUGUUAGCAGCUGUCCUCUACUAUGCCUACUGCCGCAUGAUAUCCGACGAAGAAAAUCCCUUUGGCAUUCAGUGAUAUAAUUUUUUGUUAAAGAUCCCCUCCAGUCACGUUUAGUCAAGUAUACAAAAAUAAUCUGCUAUGUUUAAUAUUUUGUUUAACAUUGUUGAUGUUGAAACAGAAGAAAAGUAUUUUUUGAUAAGUACAUCUCUUCUCCAUUAAUGUUCAAGUGGCAAUCACGGGUUGUUGUUUUGUUUUUCCUUUUUCUUUGUCUUAUCUUGUUAUUUUUCUUAUUCUAAUACACAGUUUAACCACUGUGGAGAAUAGAAAUGCAAACAUUUCCACAUUCCAUGCACCUUUAACGGCUGGCCAUGUUCUAUAUUUCUUGGUGUCACCAAAUCCCAUGAAUUGACAAAAAAAAUUCCUGUGACGUUUUUCCGUAUAUGCAGUUUGGCUCGGCUCGUCUGCCCAGGGCAACGGGGGGUUGCUUUUCUAUUACAGCAGGGCUACCUGGUUGUGGGUGUGCUCUCAACUGAUGAUGCGCCGCCCUGAGUCAAUGACGUAUAAAGCCACUGCCCACUUUACUUUUGCUUUGUGCAACAGUUGUUGGUACGUCUCAUGAUGUGUGUUGAGCACUGCGUCCAUCAAAUCAAACAACCAGAACGUUUGCCGCUCGGCACCACUGGUGCUGUUGUGGUCCACGAUGCGCUUGUAUUGUUGCCGGAGUUUUUUGGAUUUCUUUUGGCACUGUACACAGGUUCUCUGGAUCCCCAUCUCCUCCAGCUUGCUUGCGAUAUCCCUGCACGCCUUCUCGUUCUUGUCGCCCAUUCAGGUCGUCCUGGAUAGUUUUCUCCAGCGCCGUUGAAUGAGAGUCGUGACAACAGAAGUCCAAAAUGCAGACUUCAGAUAGUUCUUGAAGUGCAAUUCGAAUCCAUUAUUCAGAGCGAAAGAAAUUCGAUUUUUGGUCAUUAAUAGUCAAUAAAUGUAUCGAUUUACAAUAAAGCAGACUGUAAUGCCUAUGUAGUUACUCUAUGUAGUUAGUCAAUAAGUUUUCUUAAAUCAUAAAUUAAUCAUAAAUCAAAAUCCACUAACAUGCUUUA